Messenger RNA from Camelina sativa (false flax), 927 nucleotides. RefSeq names its product DNA replication complex GINS protein PSF3. NCBI's taxonomy places the organism in Eukaryota, Viridiplantae, Streptophyta, Magnoliopsida, Brassicales, Brassicaceae. Gene Ontology annotation, biological process: mitotic DNA replication initiation. Gene Ontology annotation, cellular component: GINS complex. The record is from RefSeq and is a predicted model, not a curated record.
GACCCGCUGUUCCAAUCCAAAAGAUAAAAUUCGACCCGGUGGAGCUUCAACGACGGCAUCGUUCUUCUUCCUUGCUCUCUUCUUAUCAAAGUCAUCUCCAACGCAAGGCUUCUUCGAUAUUGCUCCCAAUCCCUAUCUUGUGGGUAUUGUGGUGUGGAACCUGCGUUAGAGAAUGACAAACUAUUAUGAUAUUGACGACAUACUUGUUGAAGAAGAGUAUGUACCGGUUCUAUUCCAUAAAACAGCAAAUGGUGUGACUAUUGAUCCAAGUGCCGAAACUAACUGUGCUGAGCAAGGUUCCAAAGUGGAAGUUCCGUUCUGGCUUGCUCAUGAGUUGCAGCUUAGGCAAGCUGUGUCCAUUAACCUUCCUGCCUGUUUUGACCAAAAGACGAGGCUUGAAGUUCAGGCUGAUGCAGCAUACGUCGAUCUUAGAUCUCGCUGUCCAUACUUUUAUGAAUUCGGAUGCAAGUUAGAGCCACUGGUUACAGAUAGAACACUUGGGAUCUUGCUAUCGACUGCGUUUAAGAUCAGAUACAAGGAGGCACUGACAAAAGUAUACACAGCAGCUCAUAUAACAGCUUCCAAGUACUUGUCGUUUUUAACAAAAGAAGAAACCAACUUGUACGAAGCAGCUCACCUGUCAUCGACAGCCUUCAAGAAGUGGAAAACAGGUGGGCGUAGAUUAGAGAGAGCUUCAAUACUCGGAAGAAAACGCAAGGAUUCUAAUUAAUAAGUUCACCCAAAAACUCUUUAUUCUUAUCCUUGUCCAACAGAGUGAUUGUGUCAUAGUAAACAUGUCAAAAUGAUGUUUGUAGACAACAUAUAUAUUUGCUUUUCGUUGAAUCAAAUAGUUCAAAUCGUUUUGUAACCAUAUUGAUUUGAUGACACACUCAGUUAUGUGCUUCUUUCAGUUGACUUAAAAAAUCA